Rubroshorea leprosula is the source of this 720-nucleotide messenger RNA. NCBI's taxonomy places the organism in Eukaryota, Viridiplantae, Streptophyta, Magnoliopsida, Malvales, Dipterocarpaceae. The record is from the annotation of a GenBank genome assembly.
GUCUCAACAAUCAAAAAGCUAGCUUCCUUUCUCUUCUUAUUCACCAUGGUGAGAACUGAUAUAGAGAGUGUUUGGAUCCUUGCUCUUGCUUCCAAAUGCCGAACUUUUACAGAGGAGAACACUGCAUGGUCUCUCUUGAUCAUAGCUGCAGCUUGGUUAGUGAUGACUCUAAUCUACUGGGCUCACCCCGGUGGUCUGGCUUGGGGAAAAUAUAGGCUCAAGAGGCUCCUCAUCACAUCUAAGCCAAUUCCGGGUCCUAGGGGGUUGCCUCUAAUAGGCAGCAUGGAGCUCAUGGCUAGCUUCCUCGCGCACCACCGAAUCGCAGUUGCUGCUAAGACAUGCGGCGCCAAGAGACUCAUGGCAUUCAGUCUUGGCAAUACCCGCGCAAUUGUCACAUGUAAGCCGGAUGUGGCGUGGGAGAUCCUUAACAGCUCGGUUUUUGCUAAUCUUCCUGUAAAGGAAUCGACCUAUAGCAUAAUUAGUAAGUUAGUAUUUGUUUAAGUAUCGGUCAAAAAGUCGACUUGAUGAUCAUAUACUACGCUCCACUUUGCUUCUUACACGAAAAAACGUGACCACUUGGGCCAUAUAGGGGAGUGCUACCAUAUCAUUAUUUUUUGUCAUAUUGUCAUCUUAAGUGUUUUAUUGUUUUGACGUGGCAUCCUUCUUCAGUCAACUAACAGGAAAUGUUAGUAUUUUUUUUAAUGAAAUGAUCAACUUGGA